UCAUUCUGUGAUAUCCUUUUAAUUUUUUCCUAUUGUUCUUAUCCCAAAAUCUAACCGAUGGUACAUAAGAAAGCGAAGAAACCCAAAUGCAGAAUUUGUGGAAAAGGAUGCGGGUGUUAUGUACCAUACAAAGACUGUUUUUUCCCCAGGAAAGAGCCCAGGUAUAUCAAGUACAUGGUUUCGCACACCAAAUGGAAUGAAGAUUUGAAAAAUUAUAACUUCCACUUGAAGAGGGUCUUUGAUGCAAAAUGCUACAUCGAUGCCACACCACCAAACAUGAACCUGACCUAUUACCUGCAGAUUCACAGACUCAACAAAGACACAGAACGAUGCUCUGAAAUCGAUAGAGACAACAAAAAACUGCUGCAGAAAAUAAUCGAAAUAAACAGAAAAGGGGGUGACACAGACAACAUCAAUACAAAUGCCUUCAUGAACGUAUCUCAGUGGAGGAAAAACCAGCUCAAGAUGAUCAAAAUAGACGAAGAGAAUAAACGAGUUCAUGGAAAUUUAUGCGACGCUAAACCUUACUAUCCAAAAAAGGAGCAGUCUUUGGAGUGGAAACGUUUCCUCAAGAAGAUGAAGCUAUCGGCAAAAUUUCCUAUCGGAAUAUUCCAGAAAACCAGUCUGGAUGAUGUCCUCUGCUCCCAACCCACCAUUUCUGGAAAUCUGGAAAAGACCUCUGAACGUCCAGAGUGUUUCCUGGAAUUCAAAGUGGACGGUGGGGAAUACUUGGGGAAGAUACUCGUUGAACUGUACAGGGAUCACGUGCCGGUUACUGUUCAGAAUUUCAUGGAACUCCUCAGCGGUAGGUUCGAGCUGGGCUACAAAGGAUGUCCUGUACACAGGAUAGUCAAGGAUAGGUAUUUGGAAACCGGGGACAUCACUAAGGGAAACGGUACUGGUGGAUUUUCCAUAUAUGGAGAGUCUUUUGACGAGGAGAAUCAUAGUCUUAAGCAUACGAAAGCAGGGGUUUUAUCCAUGGUAAGGUUGGGUACGAGCGAAAAGAACAACUCGAGAUUCUGUAUCACUUUUAUGAACAUGCAAGAGUGGGACAGGAAGAACGUAGUUUUUGGGAAGGUCAUACAUGGAGCCAACGUUUUGACCAAACUCAGUUCUUAUGGCAGAAGGAUUGGCAAGCCUCUGGAGCGUAUUUAUAUAUCUAGAUGUGGAUUGCUACCAAACUGCAACUGCUUGGAGGAGCAUAUGAUAAAAUGUGCCUGAUAUAUUUUUAGGGUAGACAGUGAAGAAUUUUCAUAGGUUAACGACAGUUAUAAUUUUGUUUGCUAUAUGUGUAUUUAUCAAAAAAUAAAGUCCGUGCAAGAAUUC
This is a messenger RNA of Coccinella septempunctata (seven-spotted ladybird), 1326 nucleotides long. RefSeq lists its product as uncharacterized. The record is from RefSeq and is a predicted model, not a curated record. Gene Ontology annotation, molecular function: peptidyl-prolyl cis-trans isomerase activity. Gene Ontology annotation, biological process: protein peptidyl-prolyl isomerization. NCBI's taxonomy places the organism in Eukaryota, Metazoa, Arthropoda, Insecta, Coleoptera, Coccinellidae. The coding region runs from base 58 to 1221 and encodes 387 amino acids. The transcript has 6 exons.